GAGAGAUUUAGUUGAGUUGAGGGCUGUCUCUGCCCAUAAAUAACCACUGCCCCUAGUCCUGACAGUCAGAAAGAAUUAGGUGCUGCUAAAGCCAUGAAGGAAUGGCCUCCGCCUCUUCCUCCUCUGCUUCUUCUGUUGCUUCUCUCUCUCUCCUCUGCAGACGACACUCUCUCUCCAGACACCCCGCUUGCCGAUGGAAACAGCACCCUGGUAUCCGCUUCUGGGGUCUUUGAAUUAGGCUUCUUCAGCCCAGGGAAUUCCAGGAACAGGUACCUGGGCUUAUGGUAUAAGAACAUAGGAGUUCAAACAAUUGUGUGGGUCGCAAAUAGAGAAGACCCCAUCGCAGAUCGGACAGGGCUUCUGAAGAUCGGCGGCGGCGAUGGAAAUCUCAUUCUCUCUAACCAAUCGAGCUAUGUUUUCUGGUCGACGAAUACGUCGAGCGCAGGCGGCGGCGCUGCUGCUAAACCAGUCGCUCAGCUUCUGGACACCGGCAAUUUCGUCCUGAAAGCAGAUGCCGGCGACUCCGACGGCUUCUUGUGGCAGAGCUUCGACUACCCGACCGACACUCUGCUGCCGGGAAUGAAGCUCGGAUGGGACUUCAGACGAGGGCUCGAUCGAGCUCUCACUACUUGGAAAAGCCCGGACGAUCCUUCUGCGGGGGACUACACUUUCAAAGUGGACCCUCACGGAUCGCCGCAGGUGUUCAUACGGGAUCGGUCGGCGAUAGAGUACCGCAACGGGCCGUGGAACGGCGUCCAAUUCAGCGGCGAGCCGGAGAUGCAGCCGAACAGCGUAUUCGCCUUCCAUUUCAUCAAUGACGACGACGAGAUGUACUACAUGUACCAAGUUACCGACAAUUCUGUUGUGUCGAGGUUUGUGAUGAACCAAUCCAUGAUUCAGAGGUACGUUUGGUUCGAUUCGCGGGUGCAGUGGAGCUUAUAUUGGUCGAUGCCGAGAGACCAAUGCGAUUACUACGGAGAGUGCGGGCAUUUCGGCGUGUGCAAUUCGAAUGACUCGCCGAUCUGUGAAUGCUUACAGGGAUUCGAACCCAAGGACUUGAGUGCGUGGAAUAUGAGGGAUGCGUCGGGGGGAUGUGUUCGAACAACUGAUUUGGAUUGUACGAGCGAUGGGUUUCUGAGGAUGAGUAAGGUGAAGCUUCCGGACACCGCGAAUUCCACCGUCAACGCUACGAUGAGCCUCGAGGAGUGCAGAGAGAGUUGCUUGAAAAAUUGUUCUUGCACGGCGUACUCGAGCUCCAAUAUAAGCGAAGGGGAUAGCGGAUGUAUCAUUUGGCCGGAUGAGUUGAUGGAUAUUAGGCAGUAUGUUGACGGAGGGCAGGAUCUUUAUGUUCGGCUUGCCGCAUCAGAUCUCCAAGCGGGAGGAGAAGACGAAAGCAAGAAUAAGCAAGUAAUGGUAAUAAUUGUGAUAAGCAUAGCAUCUGGCUUGCUUCUUUUAGGUUCCGGUGGAUUCUGCAUCUGGAAUAGGAUGCGGAAAAGAAGUCGCGGUAAUAUUAGAAGUGGGUUGAGGCUGGUUUCAUUUGAUUCUGUUACUGCAUUAGGCCCAACUCAAGGCCAUUUUUCUGAAGAAAAUAGCAGAGAAAAGGAAUUACAGCUUCCUGUAUAUGAUAUAAGCACCAUAGUCGCAGCAACAGAAAACUUUUCGGCAUCAAAUAAAAUCGGCGAGGGUGGAUUUGGCACAGUUUAUAAGGGUGAACUUGAGGAAGGGCACACUGUUGCAGUGAAGAGGUUGUCAAAGUACUCUUUACAAGGCCUCGAUGAGUUCAAGAACGAGGUUAUGUUGAUUGCCAAGCUUCAACAUGUAAAUCUCGUUCGCCUUCUCGGAUGCUGCAUUCACGGAGAGGAAAGGAUGCUGAUAUAUGAGUACAUGCGAAAUAAAAGUUUAAACACCAUUAUAUUUGAUAAAACUAGGUCUCCACAACUAACUUGGCCUAAGAGGUUCAACAUUAUUAUCGGCAUUGCUCGUGGGCUUCUUUACCUUCAUCAAGAUUCGAGGUUCAGGAUCAUCCAUAGAGAUCUGAAGGCCAGCAACAUUCUUUUAGAUGAAGAAUUGAAUCCAAAAAUAUCAGAUUUCGGUUUAGCGAGGAUAUUUGGAGGAGAUCAAACUGAUGCUUACACGAAGAAAGUAGUCGGAACAUAUGGUUAUAUGUCCCCAGAGUAUGCAAUGGACGGAAUUUUUUCUGUUAAAUCCGAUGUCUUCAGCUUCGGAGUUUUAGUCCUCGAGAUUGUAAGCGGAAAGAAGAAUAGAGGAAUUUACAGUACUGAGCCUCAACUAAACCUCCUUGGUCAUGCAUGGAGAUUGUGGAAGGAGGGGAACUUAAUGGAGUUGAUCGACGGCUCGAUGAGCUUAUGCAAUGUAUCUGAGGCUUUAAGAUGUAUGCAAGUUGGCCUUCUUUGUGUUCAGGAAAGAGCAGAAGAGAGGCCACACAUGUCUACUGUUAUAUUGAUGCUUGGUAGUGCAAGUGCUAUGCUCCCACAGCCUAAACAGCCUGGUUACUGCAGUGAUAGGAGCACUACUGACACUGAAUGGUCCUCAUCAUGUACGGCGAAUGAUGUAACCGUAACGAUCGUCGAAGGUCGAUAACUAAUGUGUGACAAUGUCUUUUGUUUUAGUACUUGUUUGUAGUUUGAAGUUUUUGUAAUAUAAUAGUUGAGUGGAAAAAAGAAAAGGUAUGCUCCUGAAUGGCUAAUUGAAUGCCUAAUUGCUAUCUAAAUUUAAGUUC
Molecule: messenger RNA, 2740 nt
Organism: Ananas comosus (pineapple)
Lineage: Eukaryota; Viridiplantae; Streptophyta; Magnoliopsida; Poales; Bromeliaceae
Product: receptor-like serine/threonine-protein kinase SD1-8
Exons: 7
Coding region: 94-2601 (835 amino acids)
Biological process (GO): protein phosphorylation; recognition of pollen
Molecular function (GO): protein serine/threonine kinase activity; ATP binding
Source: RefSeq, a predicted model, not a curated record